ACUGAUGCUAGUGAGAAGAAGGAAGAGGAGGAGAGAGAGAGAGAGAGAGAGAGAGAGAGAGACUGGAUAGAGCUAUUUACUGGAAGGAGGAAAAAUAAAGACAGUUGGCAAUAUCCGAAUGGGAAGCUCCAAUCUACGAUCGGAUCACAGUCUGAUCUUCUUUUCAUCUCCAAAGCUUUGCAUGAACGGAGGAAGGAGGAGGACACGGCGGAGGAGAGAGAGAGGGAGAGGGAGGGAGAGAAGGAUGCUGUGAUGCGCUUGUACAGGGAGGGAUGGAGGGAGAGGGAGGGCAUCUGAAGAGGCUUGUUUUGUCCGAAACGGAUGUUUGCUGUUUACUUGCCUGCUAAUCACUACAGAGAUGCACACUACAGAUUUCAACAGCAAACCUCAUUCUUCUUAAAUUGGGACACAAUGCAAUAGAGUCGGAUUUCUGGAUAGGACGCGCGCGCGCGUGUGUGUCCGUAAGCGUGUGUGUGUGUAUGUGUGUGUGUGUGUGUGUGUGUGUGUGUGGUGUGCUUUGAAAAAGCAGAACACGCUGCAUCCCUCACCUGUGAUCUCAGGCCUUUUGCGCAUUGAGGAUCCGGUUUAUGUUUCCAAACAGCCUCGUUUCUGGGCUUGAUCCUAGCAGGUGAUGACUUUCAAAAAGGACGCUGGUGAAGUGAUCGAGGGUAGGAGAGCUGAUGCGUACGCGUAUACGUGUAGAAACCAGCGAUAUUAACUCGUCCAGGCUGUACUUGGACUAUAUGCACUGUGCGUAAAGAAUAGCGUAGUGUGUGAGCACGCAUGUCAUUGGGAUUAUGAGCAUCAGCACGAUUGGUGGAAAAACUUGCCAGAUCGGAAUGAAGAGCACAGAGAUGGGAUGUGCAACAACAUCCUUGUGUACAGGCCUGGCCACAUGCUGACGCUUCAACAACAACGUAACGGGACUCUUGUGAGAACCUAUAUAGCCUCAUCACUCAUUGUAGACCACGCAGGGAUGUUCUGAGGAUAUAUCUCCAGAAGGUUACAAGUUAAAUCUGUCAUUAAAGCCUGUCUCCGCCAUGUCAAAAGACCCGACUUGCAGCCAGACGGCUCAGUAUGUAGGGCCAUACAGGCUGGAGAAGACACUGGGGAAAGGACAGACAGGGCUGGUGAAACUCGGGGUGCACUGCAUCACGGGCCAGAAAGUGGCCAUCAAAAUAGUGAACCGAGAAAAGCUCUCGGAGUCUGUGCUCAUGAAGGUGGAGAGAGAGAUAGCAAUCCUAAAACUAAUUGAGCACCCGCAUGUUUUGAAACUGCAUGACGUCUAUGAGAAUAACAAGUACCUGUAUCUGGUGUUGGAGCACGUGUCUGGCGGCGAGCUGUUUGACUAUUUAGUGAAAAAAGGAAGACUGACCCCUAAAGAAGCCAGAAAGUUCUUCAGGCAGAUCAUCUCAGCUCUGGAUUUCUGCCACAAUCACUCUAUCUGUCACCGAGAUCUGAAGCCAGAGAAUCUCCUGCUGGAUGAAAAGAAUAAUAUCAGAAUCGCUGACUUCGGCAUGGCCUCCCUACAGGUGGGGGACAGUCUGCUAGAAACAAGCUGUGGAUCUCCACAUUACGCUUGUCCUGAAGUGAUCAGAGGUGAGAAGUACGACGGUCGGCGAGCGGACGUGUGGAGCUGUGGUGUGAUUCUGUUCGCUCUACUUGUGGGUGCACUCCCUUUCGACCACGACAACCUGCGACAGUUGCUGGAGAAGGUGAAGAGUGGAGUAUUCCACAUGCCCCACUUCAUCCCGCCUGACUGCCAGUCUCUACUUCGCGGCAUGAUUGAGGUGGACGCGGAAAAGAGGCUUACGCUAGAGCAAAUCCAGAAGCACGCCUGGUAUCUGUCAGGCCGUAAUGAGCCAUGUCCAGAGCAGCCGCCACCGAGGCGCAUGUGUGUGAGGAGGAUUCUCUCUCUGACUGAGCUGGAUCCGGACGUUUUGGAGAGCAUGCACUCUCUGGGAUGCUUUCGAGAUCGAGUCAAACUGACCCGAGACCUGCAGUGUGAAGAGGACAACCAGGAGAAGAUGAUCUAUUACCUCUUACUGGACCGUAAGGAGCGCUAUCCCAGCUACGAGGAUGAAGACCUGCCACCCAGAAAUGAUGUAGAUCCUCCACGGAAGCGUGUGGACUCGCCCAUGCUGACCCGUCAUGGCCGCUGCAGGCCAGAGAGGAAGAGUCUGGAGGUGCUGAGUGUGACGGAGCAGGGCUCCCCUACACCCCCCCGCAGGGCGCUGGACACCUCUGCACACAGCCAGAGAUCACGAUCAGUAAGUGGAGCAUCUACCGGUCUCUCCUCUAGUCCUUUAAGCAGUCCCAGGAGCCCAGUGUUCACAUUCAGCCCAUCUGAAGUUGCCACUGCCACCAAACCCCGCACUGCGAGCUCUCGCGAGUCUAAAACCCAGACUUUGCCAUCCAAAACUCCCCCUGAGCGACCCCGGCUCCACUCCAUGAAAUCCCUCCCGCUUCGCUCCUCUUCCUCACGCUCACCCUCCCCUUCCCCGCUCCUCUCACCAAUCCCUCGCUUCCUCUUUUCCCCUGCCCCAUCAGCUGCGCUGAAAUCCGUCACUAAAUGCUCCUAUCCGAUGUCCCAGGUGACCCCUCAGGGUUCGCCCCUGCCCACACCUCUGGGCACCCCCGUCCAUCACCCCCACCCUCCCCCUUCCUCCUCCUCUUCCUCCCGUGCUGAAGGAGGAGGUGUUGGCUCGCUCUCGCUGACUCCACCCACUAGCCCAGGAGGAGGCGGUGCUGGCAUGGCAGCCAGCAGCUCUGCCCACUGGAGGUCCAGAUUCAAUUCAUUCAAGAACAACCUGCUCGGCUCGCCGCGCUUCCACCGCCGCAAGCUGCAGGUUCCCACUUCUGAGGACAUGUCAAGCCUUACACCAGAGUCCAGCCCUGAGCUGGCGAAGCGCUCCUGGUUUGGCAACUUUAUCAGCUUAGAGAAGGAGGAGCAGAUCUUCGUGGUGAUCAGAGACAAACCGCUCAGCUCAAUCAAGGCGGAUAUCGUACACGCCUUUCUCUCUAUUCCGUCCCUCAGCCACAGCGUGGUCUCCCAGACGAGUUUCCGGGCAGAGUAUAAAUCUUCUGGAGGUCCUUCUGUAUUCCAGAAACCUGUCAAGUUUCAGGUGGACAUUGCCUUCUCCGAGGGAGAGAGGGAGAGGGAGAGGGAAAGAGAGAGAGAAGGAAAGAGGAGUUACGGAAUCUACAGUGUCACUUUCACCCUCAUAUCAGGCCCGAGCCGCAGAUUUAAGAGAGUGGUGGAGACGAUUCAAGCCCAGCUGCUUAGCACACAUGACCAGCCCUCAGUACAGGCUCUCGUGGCAACACGACCCGUUUUCGCUCUCACAGAUGAGAAGAACGGCCGUCCUCAUGGAACACCAACCAGACAGAACUCACGACGCUCAGAGGGAGGAGCCGACCGCUGCGAAUGGGUUGAAAGAGGAGAGGGUGGAGCCUUACUCCAGAGAAGAGGUUCGGCCAAAGAGAGGACCCGUCUGCUGUCAUCUAAUGGGACCCAAUCACAGCCUUGAGAAGACGUGCACACCAGUCAUCAUUAACCAUGGCACAACACUCAUAAAAAAAAACCUCAUUCGCUCUCCUGCUACACUACAGCAUGAUGGUAAAGUCUUGUGAAUUUUUAAAGAGGUGCUUCUUAAACUAAAUUCUGAGAAAAUAAACAGUUCCACUUCAUCCUGAAUUAAACAAGACAAAGAGCCAGAUUAGGAAAAACGUUGUUCAGCAAUGUGAUACUGCAAGUGUCAUCUUCAAUCCCAGCGUCUGAGUAAUAUUAUAAUGUUCUAUAUGUGAUGUUGAUGGGCAUUACGACUCACUUAAGUGAUUCAAUUCCUUUAAUUUGUUUUAAUAGAACAGCCUCCUCAAACACUAUAUGGGUGACAGUGUCGACAACUACAGUAACCUACAUUCAUGGUUUCACAUAUGCCUAUGUCAGUGAUGGGUAUUAAGACAAAGUUUGAUAAAUGAAUCAAUUAUUAAAAGAUUAAAUAGGUUAAAUGGUUUCUUUUGUGGCAGACAUAAGACCAUGAAAAAUGUAAAUAAUAAUGAAAAUUAAAAUGCACUCUGUAGGUGAUGGGCAUAUUUCUUUUGAGGAAGAGCUAAUGUAGUGACCAUUUGCAGUCUUGUUAGCACUAUCAAGGCUUAGGUGAAGUAGUUAUAGUUAUAUAAAGAAUAACAGACAGCAGACCAGAGAAGCAUUUUAAAAAUUAGCACUAAAAGAUUGCAUUGAAUCAAUGUAAGGUAGUUGCAUGAGUUGUGGUGGCUCAGCAGGUAAGGCUUUGAGUUACAGAUCAGAAGGCUGUGUGUUCAAAUUCCAGCACCAACAACCUACCAUGGUGGGGUCUUUGAGCAAGACAUUUACCUUUCAGCUCAGUUGUAUCAAGUGUAAGCUUUCUUUAAAAGCAUCAGCCAAAUGAGCAAAUGUACUGGGUUAUGUGUUAGUUUGUACCAAGUUAAAUAUUACAGUACUUCACUGUAAAUAUGUUGAUGUUUACUGGUGUUUACAGUAUAUAUAUAUAUAUAUAUAUAUAUAUAUAUAUAU
Molecule: messenger RNA, 4555 nt
Organism: Pangasianodon hypophthalmus (striped catfish)
Lineage: Eukaryota; Metazoa; Chordata; Actinopteri; Siluriformes; Pangasiidae
Gene: brsk1a
Product: BR serine/threonine kinase 1a
Exons: 19
Coding region: 1041-3530 (829 amino acids)
Biological process (GO): microtubule cytoskeleton organization; intracellular signal transduction; protein phosphorylation
Cellular component (GO): cytoplasm
Molecular function (GO): tau-protein kinase activity; protein serine/threonine kinase activity; ATP binding
Source: RefSeq, a predicted model, not a curated record